Messenger RNA from Gloeophyllum trabeum ATCC 11539, 1386 nucleotides. RefSeq names its product GroES-like protein. Gene Ontology annotation, molecular function: oxidoreductase activity, acting on NAD(P)H. The record is from RefSeq and is a predicted model, not a curated record. Bases 154 to 1197 code for a protein of 347 amino acids. The transcript has 5 exons. Lineage: Eukaryota; Fungi; Basidiomycota; Agaricomycetes; Gloeophyllales; Gloeophyllaceae.
CAAUCUACGACUUAGAUUACUGCUCGGAUUGCGUCACUAGCUCGCAAGUAGAAUAAUGGUGCAGCUUAUAAAUACAGGCCGAGAGGAUCUUACCCACCGCUCGCACCUUCGCAUUCCCCAUAACCACCCUGCACAAGCGGAAAUACACAACUAAUGGCUCAACAGAAAGCAUUGUUCCUCAAGGAGAAGCAAGGCGCUUGGGAGGUCGGCACUAAGGAGGUCCAAAAGCCCGGCGCAGGGGAGCUCCUUAUCAAGAUCGAAGCGACUGCAUUAAAUCCCGUCGACUGGAAGAUCCAAAAGUACGGUUUCUUCAUCCAAAACUACCCCGCCAUCCUCGGUACGGAUGCGGCUGGCACGGUGGAGGCAGUCGGCGAGGGUGUGACGGGUUUUGCUCAGGGUGACAGAGUCCUCCACCAGGGAUUCUUUAGCAACGAUAAAGCGACGUUCCAGCAGUACACUAUUGUUCCCGCUGAGAUCACCGCCAAGCUCCCGGCUAGCAUCUCCUUCGACCAAGGUGCUUCAGUGCCCCUUGCGUUAGCCACCGCUGCGAUCGGUUUAUACGGACCGGCCGAAGGGUCAGUUGGCGCUGGGUUGACCCCUCCUUGGGAGGAAGGUGGACGUGGCAAGUACGCCGGAAAGCCCAUUCUUAUCUUCGGAGGCGCUACUUCCGUCGGACAGUACGCUAUCCAACUCGCCAAGCUCUCUGGCUUCUCCCCCAUCAUCGUCACCGCUUCCCCGAAACACACCCAGUUCCUCAACUCCCUCGGCGCGAACCACGUCGUCGACCGGAACGCCCCCCUCACCGCGCUCGAAUCCUCCGUCGCGCCCCUCCUCACUUCGCAGCUCGAGGUCGUCUACGAUGCCGUCAGCUUCGCUGACACGCAGCAAGCAGGGUACGACCUGCUUGCGCCCUCGGGGACGAUCGUCCUCGUAUUAAAUUCUCAGAUCAAGGAGGAUAAGAGCCUCAGCAAGAAGCAGGUACACGUGUUUGGGAACGUACAUGUACCUGCGGCGCGCAAGACUGGCGUGAGCUUGUACAGCAAGCUGACUAGUCUGCUGGAGAGCGGCGAUCUCAAGCCCAACCGUGUUGAGGUGCUGCCAAAUGGUUUGGCUGGGAUUCCCGAUGGUCUCAAGCGGAUGGAGAAUGACCAGGUCAGUGGAGUGAAGCUGAUCGCCCACCCGCAGGAGACGGCGUAAAGACAGGGAAAACAGAAGGAAUGAAUUAUUGUAAUAUUAUCGGGUUGAAAUAUCUACGGGUACCAUUGAUUCAGCUUGCAUCAUCACCACCUAUGCACGGCUGAAGCCUGAUGGUGCAAAUUGACGGCUGUAGCCAGCUCAGCCGGGUUAUCUCGGUAUAUACCAGUGAAAUAUAAGGUAUUUCUUCGG